AUGGGUCACCAGCAGCUCUCCUGGAGUCACCUGCGGAAGUUUGGCCAGGGUUCUUGUUCUUGCUGCGUCUGCUCUAACCACCACAGUCUGAUCUGGAAAUAUGGCGUGAAUAUGUGCCGUUGGUGUGUCCACCAGUACACGAAGGACAUAGGCUUCUUUAAGUUGGACUAA
Messenger RNA from Onychomys torridus (southern grasshopper mouse), 171 nucleotides. RefSeq names its product 40S ribosomal protein S29-like. The record is from RefSeq and is a predicted model, not a curated record. NCBI's taxonomy places the organism in Eukaryota, Metazoa, Chordata, Mammalia, Rodentia, Cricetidae. Gene Ontology annotation, cellular component: cytosolic small ribosomal subunit. The transcript has a single exon. Gene Ontology annotation, molecular function: structural constituent of ribosome; zinc ion binding. Bases 1 to 171 code for a protein of 56 amino acids.